CUGACUCUCGAGGAAUAUGAAACUUCAGUAAAGGUAAAAAUGUCAUUUGACUAUUUCCUAUAUAAAGGAGUGAGAUUUUCUCCAGGCUCAUACUCAGAAGACGUUCUCAACUUUGCAGAAAAUGAAUUUCAGGUCUUAGAUGACGAUGUGUACAUUGUCACCUAUCCUAAAUCUGGAACUAACUGGAUGAUAGAGAUUUUAAGUCUUCUCAAGCAAGGAGGAGACCCCUCAUGGUGCAGGAAUGUACCAAUCUGGCUUAGGUCUCCAUGGUAUGAAACUAAAGAAGGCCAAUCACAAAUCAAAGAUGUGACUUCUCCUAGGGUACUUACAUCCCAUCUUCCAUUCCACAUUUUUGCAAAGUCAUUUUUUACUUCAAAAGCUAAAAUCAUCUAUGUAAUGAGAAACCCAAAAGAUAUUCUUGUAUCUUUGUACCAUUUUGCCAAAAUACUCUGCCUGUACAAGGAUCCUAGAAACUUUCAAGAAUUCGUUGAAGAUUUUUUACAAGGAAAUGUUUUGUAUGGCUCUUGGUUUGAUCAUAUCAAAGGAUGGAUGCAAAUGAAAGACAACAGCAACUUUUUCACUAUCACAUACGAGGAACUGCAGCAGGAUCUCAGAGGCAGCGUAGAGAAAAUUUGUAAGUUCCUGGGAAAGGAGUAUGAUGAUGCACUUAUUGACGCAGUAGUGAAACAUUCUUCUUUUCAAGUAAUGAAAGAAAACAAAAUGUCAAACUACAGUAUCAUGCCACAGAACUUCAUGGACCACACAAAAGGAACAUUUAUGCGCAAAGGUGUUAUUGGAGACUGGAAGAACCAUUUUACUGUUGCUCAAAGUGAAUACUUUGACAGUGUUUAUGAAAAGAAGAUGAAAGAUCUCAAUAUGAUUUUUUUCUGAGAAGAAACUUGACAAAUAUAUUUCACAUAUUUCAGAAUUUUACACGAAACAAAUAAACAUAGUCUUCCCUUCAGUAUU
Spea bombifrons (plains spadefoot toad) is the source of this 969-nucleotide messenger RNA. Its product is annotated as sulfotransferase 2B1-like. The transcript is spliced from 7 exons. Gene Ontology annotation, cellular component: cytoplasm. Gene Ontology annotation, biological process: sulfation. Lineage: Eukaryota; Metazoa; Chordata; Amphibia; Anura; Pelobatidae. The record is from RefSeq and is a predicted model, not a curated record. Gene Ontology annotation, molecular function: sulfotransferase activity. Bases 40 to 891 code for a protein of 283 amino acids.